AUGUCCUCCAGACCAGAGCUCAAGGUCGAUGACGAACAUGGCUUCAUUCGCUUCUACAAGUCCUUGCCACAACUUGGCGAAGAGGCCAUAAGGAUAUUCGAUAGAGGGGACUGGUACACAGCACACGGCGAUGAUGCCACCUUCAUUGCCCGAACUGUCUACAAGACAACAUCAGUUAUCCGCCAGCUUGGCCGAAGCGAUCAUACCGGCCUUCCAUCUGUUACCAUGACCGUCACCGUCUUCCGGCAAUUCCUCCGUGAAGCCCUCUUCAAGCUAGGGAAACGAAUCGAGAUCUGGGCCAGCCCCAGCGGCCGCAUGAACUGGAAGAUCGUCAAGCAAGCAUCUCCGGGAAACCUACAGGAUGUGGAGGAUGAACUAGGUGGCCAGUUUGAGGGAGCUCCCGUCAUCCUAGCAGUCAAGAUCUCAGCCAAGGCUUCGGAGGCCAGGGCAGUGGGAGUGUGCUUUGCCGAUGCCAGUGUACGGGAACUGGGAGUCAGCGAGUUCCUCGAUAACGAUCUAUACUCCAACUUCGAAGCAUUGCUCAUUCAACUAGGCGUUAAAGAAUGCAUCAUCACACAGGACAAGGGCGAGAAGGAAAAGGAUCCAGAGUUGGCCAAGUUGAGGCAGAUCAUCGACAACUGUGGUGUUGCCGUAUCAGAAAGACCUGCAGGUGAGUUCGGCAUCAAGGACAUCGAGCAAGAUCUAUCACGGUUGUUGAAGGAUGAACGUGCUGCCACCCUACUCCCACAAACCGACUUGAAACUUGCCAUGGGAUCUGCCGCGGCCCUCAUCAAGUAUCUAGGCGUACUGCACGAUUCCUCCAAUUUUGGCCAGUAUCAACUGUACCAACACGACCUGGCCCAGUUCAUGAAGCUGGAUGCGGCAGCAUUGAAGGCCCUCAACCUCAUGCCUGGUGCUAGGGAUGGAGCAAAGAACAUGAGUCUCUACGGGUUGUUGAACCACUGCAAGACUCCUGUGGGAAGCAGGCUACUUUCACAAUGGCUCAAGCAGCCACUCAUGAAUGCGGAGGAGAUUGAGAAGCGCCAACAGCUGGUUGAGGCCUUUGCCAAUGACACCGAGCUACGACAGACAAUGCAGGAAGAACAUCUCAGGUCCAUCCCUGACUUGUAUCGGCUGUCUAAGCGGUUCCAGCGUGGCAAGGCAACACUAGAGGACGUCGUGAGGGCAUACCAGGUGGUCAUCCGCGUACCAGGCUUUAUUGGAACCCUCGAAGGCGUGAUGGAUGAAGCUUACCGUGACCCUCUUGAUGAGGUCUACACCAACAAGCUCCGCGAGCUCUCAGACAGCCUUGUCAAGCUUCAGGAAAUGGUCGAGACCACCGUUGAUCUUGACGCCCUCGAUAACCACGAGUUCAUCAUCAAGCCCGAAUUCGACGAUAGUCUACGCAUCAUUCGCAAGAAGCUGGACCGACUUCGUACCGACAUGGACAACGAGUUCGCCGAUGCCGCCGAUGAUCUCGGCCAAGAGCGUGAGAAGAAGAUCUUCCUUGAGAACCACAAGGUUCACGGCUGGUGCAUGCGUCUUACCCGUACCGAAGCUGGCUGCAUCCGCAACAACUCGCGCUACCUCGAGUGCUCAACCCAGAAGAACGGUGUCUACUUCACCACCAAGACUCUCCAAACCCUCCGCCGUGAAUUCGAUCAGCUCUCCCAGAACUACAACCGCACCCAAAGCAGUCUCGUCAACGAAGUCGUCGGCGUCGCUUCCUCCUACUGCCCCGUCCUCGAGCGGCUCGCCGCCGUUCUCGCCCACCUCGACGUCAUCGUCUCCUUUGCGCACUGCUCCGUCCACGCUCCCACCUCCUACGUCCGGCCCAAGAUCCACCCCCGCGGCACCGGCCGCACCGUCCUCACCGAAGCCCGCCACCCAUGCAUGGAAGUCCAAGAUGAUGUGACUUUCAUCACCAACGACGUCACCCUUUCACGAGAAGACUCCUCCUUCCUCAUCAUCACGGGCCCCAACAUGGGUGGCAAGUCGACCUACAUCCGCCAAAUCGGCGUAAUCGCGCUCAUGGCGCAAAUCGGGUGCUUCGUGCCCUGCUCGUCCGCAGAACUCACCAUCUUCGACAGCAUCCUCGCGCGCGUCGGCGCGUCCGACUCGCAGCUCAAGGGCGUGUCGACCUUCAUGGCUGAGAUGCUGGAGACAGCCAACAUCCUCAAGUCGGCCACGGCCGAGAGCCUGAUCAUCAUCGACGAGCUGGGCCGCGGCACAUCUACCUACGACGGGUUUGGUCUCGCGUGGGCCAUCUCCGAGCACAUCGUCAAAGAGAUCGGCUGCUUUGCGCUGUUCGCUACGCACUUCCACGAACUGACUGCACUGGCGGACCAGUAUCCUAAUGUCAAGAAUUUGCAUGUUACGGCGCAUAUCAGCGGCACUGAUGCCGACACCGACGCUGACAGUGAAAAAGAGAAGAAGAAGCGCGAGGUAACGCUCUUGUACAAAGUCUCGCCGGGAGUCUGCGACCAGAGCUUCGGCAUCCACGUAGCCGAGCUGGUCCGUUUUCCCGAAAAGGUGGUGCGCAUGGCCAAGCGCAAGGCGGACGAGCUGGAGGACUUUACUAGCAAGCAUGACGAGGAGAAUGGAGGUGGGCUGGGGGUGCAGUACAGCAAGCAGGAUGUGGAGGAGGGUAGUGCGUUGUUGAAGGACGUGCUGGUGAAGUGGAAGGAUGAGGUCAAGAGUGGGCAGAUGAGUAAGGAGGAGAUGGUGGGGCGAUUGAAGGAGUUGGUGCAGAAGGAUGGCAGGUUGGUGGGGAACCCGUUUUUUAAGAGUGUUCUGGCUUUGUGA
This is a messenger RNA of Sordaria macrospora k-hell, 2805 nucleotides long. RefSeq lists its product as uncharacterized. The record is from RefSeq and is a predicted model, not a curated record. Lineage: Eukaryota; Fungi; Ascomycota; Sordariomycetes; Sordariales; Sordariaceae. Gene Ontology annotation, molecular function: ATP binding; mismatched DNA binding; ATP-dependent DNA damage sensor activity. Gene Ontology annotation, biological process: mismatch repair; mitotic recombination. Gene Ontology annotation, cellular component: nucleus; MutSalpha complex.